AUGGAUAUGAAGAAUUACCUGCGACUUAUGAAAUGUCUGAUCAACAAAGCCUAUAUAUUGUUGGAACCACUUCAUCUCAACCAAUAGUUCUUUAUCCACGACAUUCUAAUCCUGUAAAUAUGCAAAUCGACAAGUUCAGUUUUCAAGCUCCUAAUAAAUAUUCAUCUAUGUUUUCAUGUAUGGAGAUUCCU
Dentiscutata heterogama is the source of this 191-nucleotide messenger RNA. NCBI's taxonomy places the organism in Eukaryota, Fungi, Glomeromycota, Glomeromycetes, Diversisporales, Gigasporaceae. The record is from the annotation of a GenBank genome assembly.